Messenger RNA from Ochotona curzoniae (black-lipped pika), 2581 nucleotides. It is a transcript of the gene MPPED2, whose product is annotated as metallophosphoesterase domain containing 2. The transcript is spliced from 7 exons. NCBI's taxonomy places the organism in Eukaryota, Metazoa, Chordata, Mammalia, Lagomorpha, Ochotonidae. The record is from RefSeq and is a predicted model, not a curated record. Gene Ontology annotation, molecular function: hydrolase activity. The coding region runs from base 441 to 1325 and encodes 294 amino acids.
ACUGCACCGCUCGCGCUCCCUCCGGCUCGCCGCGCCCUCGCUCCCUCUCCUCGCCCCCUCGCUCGUUCUCUCCCCACAACGAGGCUGUCGGGGGUCCUUUCUUACUUCCCCCCCGCCUCUCCUCAGCGCCGCGCCCCCGGGUCCCCGCCCCAGCCCCGCGGCGGGACCUCCGGGGUCGAAGGUUCUGGCCCGCCCGCGCCCCUCGUCGCCCCCGCGCGCCCCCAGCGCGCCUCCAGCCGGCUCGGGCCGCUCGGCGAUGGAUCGCCUGCUCGCCGGGCGCUGAAGGCAUCCCCGGGACCCGGAGCGCUGCCCGGGAAAGAGACGCACAGUGGUAUUGAUGAGUAGAUCCUUAUAUUCAGAGGUCAGCUGAAAAGCACCAUGCCUGCUUCCAUCUUUUGCUCCAGACAGUUGUGAAUUGCUCAUGCCUAAAGGGAGGAAGGAUGGCACAUGGGAUUCCUUCUCAAGGCAAAGUUACCAUAACGGUGGAUGAGUAUAGCUCAAACCCCACCCAGGCAUUCACACACUACAACAUCAAUCAGAGCAGAUUCCAGCCUCCACAUGUGCAUAUGGUCGACCCCAUCCCAUAUGAUACUCCAAAACCAGCGGGCCACACGCGGUUUGUCUGCAUCUCAGACACACACUCCAGAACAGAUGGUAUCCAGAUGCCUUAUGGGGACAUCCUUCUCCACACAGGCGAUUUCACCGAGCUGGGACUGCCCUCAGAGGUUAAGAAGUUUAAUGACUGGUUAGGAAACUUGCCAUAUGAAUAUAAAAUAGUGAUUGCUGGAAAUCAUGAACUGACAUUCGAUAAGGAAUUCAUGGCAGACCUUGUUAAACAGGACUACUACCGCUUCCCCUCUGUGUCCAAAUUGAAACCAGAGGACUUUGACAAUGUUCAGUCCCUCCUGACAAACAGUAUUUACUUACAAGACUCGGAGGUAACAGUGAAGGGAUUCAGGAUAUAUGGUGCACCUUGGACUCCGUGGUUUAAUGGAUGGGGCUUUAACCUACCCAGAGGUCAAUCUCUGCUGGACAAGUGGAACCUCAUCCCUGAGGGCAUCGACAUACUCAUGACACAUGGACCUCCUCUAGGUUUUCGAGACUGGGUUCCAAAGGAACUUCAAAGGGUGGGUUGUGUGGAGCUUCUAAACACUGUCCAAAGGAGAGUCCGGCCCAAGCUGCACGUCUUUGGGGGAAUUCAUGAAGGUUACGGCAUCAUGACCGACGGUUACACGACGUACAUCAAUGCCUCAACAUGUACAGUCAGCUUUCAACCAACCAACCCUCCAAUUAUAUUUGACCUUCCCAACCCACAGGGUUCCUGAAGUUCUAAAGGCCCUGUUGGAACGUGAGGGAAAGUCGAUAAACUGCCAUUUUUCUAAUUAUAAACUUACAUUCUCUUACUCAUUUAUUUCCAGAUUCUGUGAGUUCUUUUUGUAAAUUGUCGGAACACAAAUGAUGCUAGAGGUUGUGCUUCUUUUUUAUUUUUUCAUCCAUUUGAAAUCAAAGGAGCCUUGUGAAUUUGUAAAAAAGAAAAAAAAAUGACUUCUCUUUUCUCAAAGGCCACGCCGUUGUAAAUUGUUAGUGUUCGCCAAAGGGACAGCCAAGCUUUCUUUUAAAAAAUGAUGAAAGUCUUAUUUUAAUAUGCUUUAAGCUGGAAAAAAAAAGAAAGGGAAAAGAAAACAGGUAGGCAGUGUUAAAAACCAUUCAGAUUUGCACAACUGUUUAAGAGUAUUAUUUGAAGUAUUUUAUAUUUUGAUAUUUUUUGUUGUAUUCUUGGAAAUGUUUUCUUUCUGCAGAUGUGGCCCAAUUUAAAGAACCUUCUCACCAGAAAUGGGCUUGGAAAAAGACUUCUCUUCACACUCUUGCUAUCAAGAAAACCAUGUCAAGGGAAGAAAACGGCCCUUGUUUAAAGGAUGGCUUAGCUAGUGAGAUCCAUAUCAUGGUUAUACAAAGUCUCAUUGUCUGCUUCUCUCUUUUAAAUUAUUUUAGCUUUAAAAACAUGGAAAUGGAAUCUGUCAAGAGCAGGUAUUUCAUGCAGUAAAAGGAAAACAAGUCUUCAGACUCCUUUUCAACAUGGGUUUAUAUAUAUAAGUAUUUUUUGUGUAUUAUGAUUAUGUUAGGAAUUUAAUAUUGCCAAGGACAGUACAACUGCAAAGGAAUGCUGUACAGCAGCGCAUCAGAAGUCUGAAAAAAAUUGACACACUUUUUCAAAAUUCAAGGUCUUAAAGAGCUUGAGUUAAAUCUAGGUACAAUUAUCAAUGUGUAUAGAUGUACGUGGAUGCAAUGGAAGCGAACUAAAAUAAGGCUUAGUUGUCCUUUCUAUUUAAGUACCGUGGAUUGUCUUCUUCCUCCCUUCGCCCACUCCCAUUUUGCACUGUGUGUCGAUGCAAUCUUCACUAGCACAAAAUAUUGUCGCUAAUAGUUAUUUCUGUUUUCCCAUUGUAAAUGCUGUUGAGCUUUAUUCUAUUUUAUGUUAUCUUGUUCAUGAAAUUUAGGAAAGCAGUUGUUUCUUUAAAUUUAUUGUGAUAUUCUAUAUCUAGCGGCCUUUAUAUGCAAAUAAAAUUGCAAGAUUUUUAAA